CCCUCCCCUCACCCCAUGCAACACACACACAAAAAAAAAAAGAAAAAGAAAAAAAAAAAAAAGAAAGACUACACAGCUAUCGUAUGCUCAGCCCACAAAGAGAAAUAGUAUUGGAAAGGCAGGGCAGCGGGGCAGAGGUGCAGAUGAAAAGAACCUAGAGAAACUACUUCUUCAAGCUCUGAUUUACAACUACCAGACCUCCAAAAUAAAAAUGAAUGGACAGAAGCAGUGGACGAGUGUGGCCGUGAUGGCGCUCCUGGUGCUAACGGUGAUGGCAGCUGAAGGAGGCAAAGCAGAGAAACAAGGAAAGAAGGAGCGCAAGUCGGACUGCGGGGAGUGGCAGUGGAGCGUAUGUGUAGCCAAUGAAGGGGACUGUGGACUCGGCACCAGGGAGGGAACGCGCACCGGCACUGACUGCAAGCAGACCAUCAAGACCCAACGCUGCAAGAUCCCCUGCAACUGGAAGAAGAAGUUCGGAGGGGAAUGCAAGUACGACUUCGAGGCGUGGGGGGAGUGCGAUCUGGCGACGGGCAAGAAGAACAGGACGGGCGUGCUGAAGCGAGCGCUCAUGGACGCGACCUGCGCCGCCACCGUCACAGCCACCAAGCCUUGUGGGAAAAUCCCCAAGACCAAGCUGCAAGAUGCAAAGAAGCAAAAGAAGGAAGGCAAGAAGCGAGAGCGCGCCCAAAUGGACUGAUGAGGUUGUUUGUCACGGGGGAGGAAGGAAGAAGAGGGUGGAAAAAAAAAACGUCCACUGCCCUAUUUCAACAUGGUUCCUCUUUAUAUGUCCUGUAGAUUGACAGUAGGAGCCAAUAGAGCUUUGACAAAAAAAACCAACAAAAAACAACAAAAAAAAAAAACACAGUGGAAACUCGACUAUUAGUGACGACAUGUUUUACUUUUUCUUCUUUCUAGCACCUGAUACGAACUUGUAUGUUGCGAUAUAGGAGAUGUAAUACUCAGCGGUAGGGACAAAAUAAUGAAUAUGGAGACUUGUUUACUAGUGUUCUCACCUAAUGAUGUUGUUUCUAGGAUUAUUUUCGGAAGUACAAAUUGGGUAGGAUUUGUUUUACAGUUGCAUAGCCUAACUCUAAUUUGGAAAAGCCUUUGGACUUAAUGAAGCAGUUUGCUCAAAGUGGAGCUCUGAACAUCUUCACUUCAUUAAUUUGAGCAAAAAAAAAAAAAAGAAAGAAAAAAAAAGGAAUUUUUCAAGUGGUUCAAGUUAAUUGUAACCCUUUCCCUCCUAAAACUGUGGUAUAAUAUUUUUCUUUUAUUUCCAUUAAGAGCAAACAAAACAUGAGCUAGUUCUGUCUGGAGUAGAAGCUCUACAUGUGUGCAAACUGUUACUGUUCUUAGUUUGUUUUUCCUCCUGCUGCUCUGUUGUACCUCAGUUUAUAUACCCACUGAUUUUUACCCUCCACCUCCUGCCUGUAAAAAAUGAAAGUCCACACUACUGUAGUCCUCAGCUUGGACUUAACAUUUCCUGUUACAUUUCCAAAAAUAAAUGAAUAAAAAUGUAAAAAAAUAAAAUAAAAUAAAAUGAAAUAAAAAAAAAAAGUAGAAGAGA
Messenger RNA from Seriola aureovittata, 1567 nucleotides. It is a transcript of the gene ptn, whose product is annotated as pleiotrophin. The record is from RefSeq and is a predicted model, not a curated record. The transcript has 5 exons. The coding region runs from base 212 to 697 and encodes 161 amino acids. Lineage: Eukaryota; Metazoa; Chordata; Actinopteri; Carangiformes; Carangidae. Gene Ontology annotation, molecular function: growth factor activity.